AUGCCUAUCGAAAUAUCACAUUCAUCUCAUGAUACUAUCGAUUUAACUCGUCUUCGUUGGCGUUUUGUGAUAUGUUCUGCUUCAUUCUAUGUAAAUGCUAUUACAUGGGGAUUUAUUUCUUCAACUGGAAUAUUCGAAGAUGCAUUCAAAAAUACUUAUCAAUUAUCAUCAUUUAAAUCGACUCUUCCAGGUUCUAUACAAAUUGCUACUAUGUCUGUAUUCAGCGUUUUUGCCAGCGUAUUGACAAUAAAGUAUGGUGUUCGAUGGACAACAGUAUCGGGUGCUUUUAUUUCAGCUAUUGGUUCGAUAUUAGCAGCCACUGUUGGAGAUUAUUGGGCUUAUUGUUCAUUCUAUGGAGUUCUUAUUGGUGCUGGCGAAGCUUUUAUGCUUGUACCUGCCGUUUUGGCCAUUCCACCUUACUUUCACUUUAAUCGUGUUUCAUUAGCAACUGCUUCAGCUGUAAGUGGUGCAUCAAUUGGAAUGUUUGGAAUUCCAUUGUUACUUCAAUAUCUUCUUGAUUCAUAUGGUCUUCGUGGAGCAACACUUUUAGGAAGUUGUUUAUGGUUAAGUGUUGCUCUUGCUGGUUCUCUGUUUGGUCAAGGUGUAAUAAGUAUUGAAGAAGAAAAUACUGAAAUAUUUUCAGAUGAAUCUUUUAUGACAAAGACAGAAAAUGAAAAAGAACAUCCCACAAUUAUGCAACAUCAAUCUAAUGCAUCCAAUAGUGGAUUAGUAUAUAGUCGACGAACAUCUCUUUUACCAACGUCUGUUCAUUAUCAUAAACAACAAAAACGUUUGUCAUCAUCCUAUCAACAACAUCGCAAUAGUGAUAAAUUAAUGGAUAAUAUGCCUAAUAUUUUAGAAGGAAUAACAUCUAAUCUUCGAGAUAAAUCAAGAAGCUCAGUAGAUUCAUCAACAAUUAUCAUGAAGUCUCAUACUCUUCAAUCAAUAAAUACUAAUGCUCAUUCACUAAUUCCUCAUAAUGAUCACAAUCGUUUAUCAUUUGUGGCUAUUGCACAUGCAGUUCGAAUGACAGAUAAUACAAUUUAUAAACAAAUUGAUAUAUCUCAACAACAACAGCAACAAUUUCAAAUACAAUCAAAUUUAUCCAAAGAUAAUGAAUAUUUUCAUUAUAAAAUAAUCUCUGAAAUAUGUUGUUUACUUCGUAUUAAUAUUUUUCGUAUACUAAUUAUAUCAAUAAUUCUUGUUUGGUCAUUGGAUGAAACAAAUUUUUUAUUUCUUACUGAUCUUCUUAAAUCAUCUGGACAAUCAGAACAACGAUCAACAUUAUUAAUUUCUAUUAUAGGUGUGGCAGAUUUAAUAGGACAAUUAUUUUUCGGGUAUGCUCUAAAAAUUUCUUAUAAUAUAAUUGUUUUAUUUGUUGAAAGAUAUUUGGGUGAUAUUGAAUGUAUUGAUUCAUUUAUUCUAUGGACAUGUACAUCAAUUAUUGCUGGUUUAACACUUAGCAUAGCUCCAUUUGUUGGAUCUUAUGGAAUUAUUAGUUUAUGUUUACUUUUUGCUGUUCAUGCUUUCUUUCUUGCAGCUCCUAAUGCACUUGGCAAUAUUAUUAUGAUAGAAGUUGUUGGUAUGCAUCGUUAUCCUUUGGCUUAUGGAUUUAGUUUACUUGUUAGUGGAUCAACAUCAUUGUUCGGUUAUCCGUUACUUGGUUUGCUGAAAGAUAAAACACAAAGUUGGACAAUACCAUUUGCACUUGUUGGUUCUAUUAUGAUUUUUGGUGGUCUUGUAGCUGGAACAAUUCCAUUAUAUACAUAUUAUAAGAUGAAAAAAAGAAAACCGAAGAAAAUAUCUAUGACUGGAAACUGA
Messenger RNA from Rotaria sp. Silwood2, 1821 nucleotides. The record is from the annotation of a GenBank genome assembly. NCBI's taxonomy places the organism in Eukaryota, Metazoa, Rotifera, Eurotatoria, Philodinida, Philodinidae.